AUGGAAGCGGGAAGAGCUGGACAGAAUAGGAGUUCGUCUUCAGCAUGGCUUAUAUUUUCCUUCGUUUCACGAAUAUUCAUCGAAGCAUUCACUAUGACAUUUGUAGCUGAAUGGGGUGAUCGAUCUCAGUUAACCACUAUCAUCCUUGCGGCUCGAGAAAAUAUAGCCGGAGUUAUCGGUGGAGGUAUUCUCGGUCAUGCCAUAUGUACAGGAAUAGCA
This is a messenger RNA of Strongylus vulgaris, 219 nucleotides long. NCBI's taxonomy places the organism in Eukaryota, Metazoa, Nematoda, Chromadorea, Rhabditida, Strongylidae. The record is from the annotation of a GenBank genome assembly.